Pelobates fuscus (common spadefoot toad) is the source of this 6137-nucleotide messenger RNA. It is a transcript of the gene FGD5, whose product is annotated as FYVE, RhoGEF and PH domain containing 5. The transcript has 21 exons. The record is from RefSeq and is a predicted model, not a curated record. Gene Ontology annotation, molecular function: metal ion binding; guanyl-nucleotide exchange factor activity. Gene Ontology annotation, cellular component: cytoplasm. Bases 256 to 4989 code for a protein of 1577 amino acids. NCBI's taxonomy places the organism in Eukaryota, Metazoa, Chordata, Amphibia, Anura, Pelobatidae.
UGCUGAUGGGACCCGGCUCUUCCUCUGCAGGAAGGGGAAUGCUCAGCUGUGCAGUGCUGUGCUGUACAGUGCUGUGAUCUGCAUAUCUCCAGCCCCGGGAGCUGCGAUCAGUCCGGCUCCUGCUCCUCAUGGUGACACUGAGCUGACACUCUACUGCCCGGGGGUCUGUGCCCACCUAGCCCUGUGCCCCCAGUAAGCACCCAAAGAAUGGUGUGAGAAAGGGGCCGCUCCCACAACUUCUCCGGACCCUGGAAGAUGAGCACAGACGUCACCAAACCUGCACUUGCACCAAAACCGCAAGGACUCGAUGGAUAUGGUUCUGCUUCUAUUACUAAAUAUUCAUCCUCGCUGAUCUCCAAAGCUAGCCGUGCCCACCAGAAAAAAUCUAUGUCAAGAGGCCCCAAACCACCCAUUGCCCCAAAGCCAAUUCUGUCACCUGCUACAGAAAGAAGGUGCAUAGAGGACACUAAUAAUUGUUUAAACAAGUGUGCGAAUGGGGAGGUGGACUGCAUGGUGGAUGAGAUUUUUGAUGCAGCUGAUUACAGUUUGGAGUGUUCUGAAUCGGAUGCCUUAGACAUGACCUACGAGGAUUAUAUUGCUGUGCCUGAUUCGCCCCUUACGGACAUAGAAAGCACUGACUUUGAAUGUGAAAAAACAACCUGUUCUGAGAUACCCUCAGUAUCCUGGGAAACACCCCCAGGAGAUAGUGACAUUAAUGAUGACACAAGCUGUGGCCCAUCUGCUGCUGGGGAAGAAGACAGUGGCCACCCAGAGAGCGUCCCAUCAGGGGAUGUGGAAUCUGGGGACUCCACUGAAGUGGAUGACAGUGACAACACGGAUGCUCUCAGUCUGAGAUCCUCUUCCACAGCAGAGGCUGACAGUUUGGUGCCCCAUUGUGGAUGUGACUCUUUACAAUUUAAAAAUGACCUUGAGAACAUGGAGGACUUUCUAUCCUCAGACAUCAAUGAAUGUAACACAGAAAACGAAGAUGUUGAUAGUGAUCUGAAAAUGGUGGAAUGUGGAGAUGUUAUUUUAACUGAUGAGUCUUUGGACAAUAUGCCAGUUCCUUGUGAAGCAAGUCAAGAGAAUAAAGCUAACUGUGAGAACUGCUGGGAUGAUGUGUCAUGCAAUAACUGCUCUUUGGAAAACUGUGAUGCAACUGAUGCAUCAGAUUUAACAUCACAAACUGAAGCAGAGGAUGCAUGUUUUGUGCAGGACUCUGUAUCUCUGUGCAAUGAAAUAGCAGAGAGUGAGCAGGAUUUUGCUGCUGAAACCUUGGAUCAAGUAAUAGACACAAUUGAGGAUGCCUCUAAUGAAGAGAAGUUCUAUGAAGAACAAGAUUCAGGCAAACUUAAUGAGGCUCCUUUAACUGAUUCAGAUAACGCUAAAGAAGCAGAGCAGGAAAGCGUGGUGUGUGAAACAAAUGAUUUACCUAACCAAAAGGAACCAGAAGGGGAUCCAGAGGUGGUAGAGGAUAUUGAAGAUGCAACAGAAAAUAUGAUAGAAGAUUGUGUAGAGGAGAGUUGCCAAAUCAUUCCUUUUGAAAAUGAGCUUAAUGAGGACAUGGCUGAGUCCUUGGGAAAGGGGCCAGACUUAGAUAAUGGUCUAAAUGAAAAAGUAAUUUCAGAACCAAUAAUAGAGUCUGAGAUUGAGGAGAAAGAUGAGAGUGUUUGUGAGGAAGUACCGUUUGACAAAGAGAUAGAACUCAGUGACACAGAACACUCAACAGAGGUCACCGAUACAGCUGUAGCUGGAGAAGGAAGUAACAUAUGGGAUGAAAACCCAUCUGUUCUUACUCACAGGGAAGUAAAUGAAGCUAAUGAAGCUGACACAGCAGAGGUGUCACCUAAAAAUCAGGAAGAUGGGGUCAAAGAACUAUCAAUGGAAUCUGCAGAAGGCAAACCAAAAACAGGGGUAGUAAGUGAACUAGAUGAAGAGGAUGACAGCAACCCUUAUGUUUUAGAAGACAGUGUGCAGUCAAGAAACAGGAAGUUGCUAAUUGCAGAGGAUUCUGGUAAGGCAAGAGGAGACGAGGAAGCCAUCAGACCUCACUGCAUGAUGGCGGAAUGUGGCUUUGAAGGGGAAAGCCAUGCACUCUCUAUAGACAGAAAAAACAUUGUGACAAGGACAAGGUCCUAUUCAGGAAAAAUCCCUGGAAAUGUCCCUGAAACUGUGCCAGAGGAAACUGUUGCAGAGAUUGACUCCCAAACCUCAGACUGUGACCCUAGAGUAAAUAAUAUUGGGGAUAAAGUAGAGAGCAGGACAUUGGAUUUGGGAAGAGCUGUCCCUAGAAAGCCAAGUCGUUUUAUAUUAUACCCUCGGUCAUACUCUGUAGAGGGCAGAGAGAAUACUGUCUCACUUUACUUAGAGUCUGAUGUGCCAAAUUUUUCUCCUUAUGUCAUUAGUUCCUCUGGAAGCUUCUCUCAGAGAAACCACCAUUCCUCUAGUGGAAUGUCCACACCCACUUCUGUUGUGGAUAUCCCUCCACCAUUUGAGCUUGCCAGCAUAACUAAAAAGCCAAUUACAAAAAGUUCCCCAUCACUAUUAAUUGAGAAUGAGUCCUCUGAAAAGUCUUUCAAAAAGAAGAAGUCAUCCUUUAAGCGGUUCCUCACGCUGAAAUUUAAGAAGAAGACAGAAAACAAAGUUCACAUUGAUGUUAAUGUUUCCUCUAGGUCAUCUUCUGAGUCAAGUUAUCACGGUCCAUCUAGGCUUAUGGACCUGGACAGAAGAAGCCUGGGUAACUCUCCCCAAUUGCAGAGCCGAACAGGCAUGCACUACCGUCCUGAUUCUCCUUCGGCCAUCCUAUUUUACAAGGACAUGAAGAGAAAAGGAACAUCAAAAGCCUUUAACAGAAGUGUAGCUAGAGUAGAAUCUUUUGAGGAUCGCUCCAGACUCCCAUUUAUGCCAUUGCCUUUAACCAAACCUAGGUCUAUCUCUUUUCCCAAUGCGGACACUUCUGAUUAUGAGAAUAUUCCUGCUAUGAGCUCAGAUUAUGAAAACAUACAAAUUCCCCCUCGGAGACCCACACGUGCUGGAACCUUUACAGAAUUUUUUGAAGACCCAUGUAGGGCCUUGUCUUCUGCAAAUGAGAAUGAUGGAUAUGUGGACAUGAGCAGCUUUAAUACUUUUGAAGUUAAACAGCCGAUAGCAGAUCAAGAAGCAGAAAGUGCGUACACAGAGCCAUACAAAGUGUGCCCCAUCUCUGUGAGCACCGCAGAGGACGUCACGUCGGACGAGGAUCAGAAAAGCUCAGAAGAUGAGGAGAGCAGCACGGGGGAGAAUGGUCUUAUUCAGAAGAAGGAAGGAACAUUAAGAGCUUUGAGCAUCGUGGAGGAGCUGCUGUCAACAGAGAAAGUGUACGUGGAGAUGUUGAGGCGACUUCAGAUGGAAUUCCAUACAUCAGUUCUCUGUGUGCUGGGGAAUGAAGAAGAGGAUGACGAGGAAGAACUGAAGUUGAGACAUGGCCUGAGUGAGCUGCAGUAUAUCUAUUUACUGCACGAAGAAGUCUUGCAGGAGCUGCAGGAGAGGAUAUUGCACUGGGAGGAGAACCAAAAAAUAGCAGAUAUCUUCCUCAGUCUGGAAUCAAGAUUUCGUCACCAUACAGCGUUCAUUGUUGCUUUUGAUAAAACAACAUCUGCCUUGGAUGAUUGCAUCCUCAAAACACCCAAAAUGGCGGCGGUCGUAAGAGAAUUUGAGAGGAACCUCCAACGUCGUCAAGCAAACGUGAAACAUGAACUGAUCAAAGUGGUCCAGAGAGUCUUUCAGUAUCACAUGAUUCUUACAGAUUAUUUAAAUAAUCUUUGCCCAGACUGGUUGGAGUAUGAAGAGACCCAAGCCGCUCUGCUCAUUGUAUCGGAAGUAGCUGAUCGGGCAAAUGACAGUAUGCGCCAAGGGGAAAAUCUGCAGAAAUUAAUCCAAAUUGAAUACAGUGUCAGGGGUCAUAGCAACCUCCUCCAGCCGGGAAGAGAAUAUGUGAAAGAAGGAACUUUGAUGAAGGUAUCCGGUAAAAAUCAACACCCACGGCACUUAUUCUUGAUGAAUGACGUCCUGCUCUAUACGUAUCCCCAGAAGGAUGGCAAAUAUCGGCUAAGGAACACUCUUUCUAUUCCAGGAAUGAGGGUGAGUCGACCCAUCGUAGAAAAUGCGCAAAACGUGUUGAAGAUUGAAUGUAUGGAGUGUUGCCUGAUGCUGUCGGCAAGCUCGUGCUCUGAGCGAGAUGACUGGUUUAGCUGUAUCAGUAGGACUGUUCAGGAAUAUUACAAAGCACCCACGGCGUCCGUCUAUCACAGCGUUGAGCUCAGGGAACGUCUGGGAAUGUGCCUCGGUGACAGACCACCAAGCGUGGUGCACACGUCCCAUGCUACAAUGUGUAUGAAUUGUGGCAGCGACUUCACUUUAACCCUCAGAAGACAUCACUGUCACGCGUGCGGCAAGAUUGUUUGUCGCAGCUGUUCCCGAAAUAAAUAUCCAUUGAAGUACCUCAGAGACCGACCGUCGAAAGUCUGCAAUGGCUGCUAUGCAGAGCUUAGGAAAAGAGAACUUGCACAUAUGAAUGCAAACUCCUCGCCUCAAUCACAAAGGUCUUCCCCAAGACCACUAUCUGCCAUGUUUCACCUUCCGCCGUCUACCUUCAAGAAACCGAAGAAAAUACCUUCUGCUCUGAUGGAGGCAGCUGCAUCAGGAGAAACCUCUUCAAUUAGCGGGUAUCUGCAUCGUUGCAAGAAAGGCAAAAAAUACUGGAAGAAAAGAUGGUUUGUUAUUAAAGGCAAAGUACUGUACACCUAUACAGCAUGCGAGGACAAAGUUGCCACAGAAAGUUUACCUCUAUUAGGUUUCCGUAUUGUGCCAGAUAACUGGGACAGGAACCCUAAACUAGGAACCGUCUUCCAACUUUACCACAAAGAGACCUUGUUUUAUAGUUUCAAAGCCGCAGACACCAAUUCAGCUAUCAGGUGGGUUGAGGUCAUGAAAGCUGCAACUGUAUUAUAGCAUUUAACAAUUAUGGACAGAAAGAGACUGGCUUAGCUCACAAACAUUAUCCGAAUGUCUUUUUUUUUUUACCAGUCUCCGAAUGUAAAGAAAAAUGAAUGCUUGGAAGACAAAGUUCAAAUGCUUCGAACUAGGCCUCCACUUACGCAUUGUGCACAUGGAUUGAAUAACGCCUUCCAUUGUCUUUAAAAGAACAGAGUUUAGUUAAACAGUGUUAUGUUUGUUUUUUUAUACUAUAACGACCAGCAAAAUGUACAUCGCUCCAAAACGUUUAUGCUGGAAGACCAAUAAAGUUAUAAAAAUGUUUUUCGUUUUAUUUUUACAUUUUAUGUAUCACGUUUGGGGGCGGGGUAUUAUUUGAAAAUCAUAAAAUCCAUCUAUACUGGGACAGUAUACGGGGACAGUUAUCUGGCCAGGCAAAUAUGUUAAAUACAGAGAACAAGAAACUGGAGCAAAACGGGGUGCUGCUUUUCCUUGCUAAACAUUAAGCAUUGUUUAUUUUACAUAGUUCCUAUGUUUCAGACUGAUGGCUUCGUACUGAUAGCUGUUUGUAAGUCUUUUUUUUUUUUAAUUGCUGUGGUCCUCAUGAUUUUUUUUUUUUUGAGUUUUUGAGGGGCCUGUAUGAUGCUCAGUGGAUUUACAAAAGUGCAUUAAUAUAAAGCAGCACCAGUUAUGUUUACAGCACCCAGCAUGCUUCCAUGAUGAAACCAACCAAUCUGUUGGCACACCAUCAGUUGAACAAUUGCCUAAUUGGAGACGUACCAUGUACUUUCAACUUCCCAUCGGUGUUCAGACACAGGAGCCUGUCAAUAGAACUACCCACAUGAACCUUUUUUUCCAAUUCUUCCGUAAAAGUCAAUUAUUCCGUUGUUUUCCUUACUUUGAUGAACAGAUAAUUAACUUUUAACAAUGUAACUUCCGUUAUUUUAUUUUACAGAGACGCACUGAUCUUGCAGCUGUCUCUCUGUAUUGCGCAUCCUCUGUAAACCAGAUCCACAUCACCAAUGUAAAGAAUAUAUAUAUAUUUAUAGGGAUUUUUUGCAUACUGCAGUUAUCUCUGUUUUACAAUUAUGUUGUUUACCAAGAAAUUACUACUAUGAGACAAAAAUAGCCUUAAUAUGAAAAUAAACACUGGUUAUUUGCAAGUU